Penicillium brevicompactum is the source of this 351-nucleotide messenger RNA. RefSeq lists its product as uncharacterized. Bases 1 to 351 code for a protein of 116 amino acids. The record is from RefSeq and is a predicted model, not a curated record. The transcript is spliced from 4 exons. Lineage: Eukaryota; Fungi; Ascomycota; Eurotiomycetes; Eurotiales; Aspergillaceae.
AUGAAACUGGAACCAGCAUCACUCAAUACCUAUAGUAAUACCAAAAAUCGUAGUCUAAACUACAGCUGCAAUCAAACCCUAGACAUGAUCUCAUAUCUUGAGAUCCAAAAACGAGACCUAAGUACAACAAACCUUCUAUUACUACUUACUCAUUUUGAUAAUCCUCGACAAGACGACAUCAAGCAGACUCGCGUUCAAAGCCGACAUAAAAUCUCUCAUCGGAUUCUCACUUCUAAAAAAAGGAAGCUAUACAAUACACCCAAUAAUACAGAACUAGUACAUUUAUAUUACCAACGAAAGCAAAGAUGUAAAUCGGAUGCAGCUAAAGAAACUAAGAUUGAUAUCUAUUAG